This is a messenger RNA of Hyla sarda, 5883 nucleotides long. Its product is annotated as myosin-4-like. The transcript is spliced from 39 exons. The coding region runs from base 1 to 5823 and encodes 1940 amino acids. Gene Ontology annotation, molecular function: actin filament binding; ATP binding; cytoskeletal motor activity. Gene Ontology annotation, cellular component: myosin complex. Lineage: Eukaryota; Metazoa; Chordata; Amphibia; Anura; Hylidae. The record is from RefSeq and is a predicted model, not a curated record.
AUGAGCGGAGAGCGGGAUAUGCUUAUUUUUGGGGAUGCAGCACAAUACCUGCGCAAGUCUGAGAAAGAGAGGAUCGAGGCCCAAAACCAAUUCUUCGACGCCAAGACAUUUGUGUAUGUUACAGACAGUAAGGAGCUAUACGUGAAGGGGAUUGUUCAGAAUAAAGACGGGAAGUGCGCCACCAUAAAGACAGAUGGGGGAAGCGUUGUCACUGUAAAGGAAGAUGAUGUUUUCCCAAGAAAUCCCCCAAAGUUUGAUAAGAUUGAAGACAUGGCGUUACUCACUCACCUCAAUGAGCCGUCUGUUCUCUUCAACCUCAAGGAACGUUACGCAGCUUGGAUGAUUUAUACGUAUUCUGGGUUGUUCUGUGUCACUGUCAAUCCCUACAAGUGGCUGCCUGUGUACAAUCCUGAGGUGGUGAACGCCUAUCGGGGCAAAAAGCGCAUGGAAACCCCACCUCACAUUUUCUCCAUCUCUGAUAAUGCCUAUCAGUUCAUGCUGACUGAUCGAGAGAACCAGUCUAUCCUCAUCACUGGAGAAUCCGGUGCAGGAAAAACGGUGAACACCAAACGUGUCAUCCAGUAUUUUGCAACAAUUGCAGCUACUGGGGAUUCCGGAAAAAAGAAAGAACCUACCUCGACAAGCAAAAUUCAGGGGACACUGGAGGAUCAAAUCAUCCAGGCUAACCCUCUCCUGGAGGCCUUCGGUAAUGCCAAGACUGUCAGGAACGACAACUCCUCUCGAUUCGGAAAAUUCAUCCGAAUCCACUUUGGGGCCACCGGAAAAUUGUCCUCGGCAGAUAUUGAAACAUAUUUGUUGGAGAAGUCCCGAGUGACCUUCCAGCUCCCCAGUGAACGCAGCUACCAUAUCUUUUACCAGAUCCAGUCCAACAAGAAGCCUGAGAUUUUAGAAAUGCUACUGAUUACAACCAAUCCCUAUGACUAUCAUUAUACGAGUAUGGGGGAAAUCUCGGUGAAAAGUAUAGAUGAUAAAGCAGAACUUAUGGCUACAGAUGAAGCCAUAGACAUUCUAGGCUUUAACCAAGAAGAGAAAAUGGGUAUCUAUAAGCUGACAGGUGCUGUCAUGCACUAUGGCAACAUGAAGUUCAAGCAGAAACCUCGUGAGGACCAAGCAGAGCCUGAUAGCACAGAAGACGCAGAUAAAGUGGCUUACCUGAUGGGUCUUAAUUCCUCAGAUCUGGUCAAAUCUCUCUGUAAUCCAAGGGUUAAAGUUGGAAAUGAGUUUGUAACAAAAAGCCAAAAUGUGCAGCAGGUCAACAACUCAGUAGGAGCUCUGGCCAGGUCUGUUUAUGAAAAACUUUUCUUAUGGAUGGUGACUCGAAUCAACCAGCAGCUUGACACAAAGCAAUCCCGGCAAUAUUUUAUUGGGGUGUUGGACAUUGCUGGAUUUGAGAUCUUUGAUUUCAACACUUUCGAACAACUUUGUAUCAACUUUACCAAUGAGAAACUGCAACAGUUCUUCAAUCACCACAUGUUUGUUCUGGAACAAGAGGAGUACAAGAAGGAAGGAAUCGAGUGGGAAUUCAUUGACUUCGGCAUGGACCUGGCUGCCUGCAUCCAACUUAUCGAGAAGCCAAUGGGAAUCUUUUCAAUCCUCGAAGAGGAGUGUAUGUUUCCAAAAGCUUCCGAUACAACCUUUAAGAACAAACUUUAUGAUCAACAUCUUGGAAAGUCACCUAAUUUCCAAAAGCCUAAACCAGGCAAAGGGAAAGGGGAAGCUCACUUUUCUCUGGUGCAUUACGCUGGUACAGUAGAUUAUAAUGUCACUGGUUGGCUAGACAAGAACAAGGACCCGCUAAAUGAGACUGUGGUGGGACUAUACCAAAAGUCUUCCGUCAAGCUUCUUUGCAUUCUCUUUUCCACCUUCUCUACAGAAGCAGCUGCAGCCAGUAAAGGAGGGAGCAAGAAAAAGGGGUCCUCUUUUCAGACUGUGUCAGCGAUGUUCCGAGAAAAUCUAAACAAACUGAUGACUAACCUGAAGACCACUCAUCCACACUUUGUCCGGUGUCUAAUCCCCAACGAGACCAAGACUCCAGGGGAGAUGGAUAACCACCUUGUCAUCCACCAGCUGCGAUGCAAUGGGGUACUGGAAGGAAUUCGAAUUUGUCGAAAGGGCUUUCCAAGCAGAAUUCACUAUGGGGACUUCAAGCAACGGUAUAAGGUCCUGAACGCCAGUGCCAUUCCUGAUGGGCACUUUAUUGACAGCAAGAAGGCAUGUGAAAACCUGCUCAGGUCCAUUGAUAUUGAUCAUACCCAGUAUAAAUUUGGCCACACAAAGGUCUUCUUCAAGGCAGGUCUUCUAGGUGUAUUAGAAGAAAUGAGAGAUGAACGUCUGGCUCAGCUGAUCACGCGCACCCAGGCCAUCUGCAGAGGAUACCUCAUGAGAGAGGAAUUCAAGAAAAUGGUGGAAAGAAGAGACGCCAUCACAACGAUUCAGUACAACAUCCGAUCGUUCAUGAAUGUCAAGCACUGGCCAUGGAUGAAAUUGUUUUUUAAGAUUAAACCUCUCCUGAAAAGUGCUGAGACAGAAAAAGAAUUGCAAAACCUAAAGGAAGAAAUGGAUAAGAUAAAGGAGGAACUGGCCAAGUCAGAAGCUCGAAGGAAAGAUGUGGAGGAGAAACUGGUGUCUCUUACACAGGAGAAAAAUGACCUGUUACUCCAAGUCCAAUCGGAAAAUCAGAAUUUGUCUGAUGCAGAGGAAAGAUGUGAUGAGCUGAUCAAGACGAAGAUCCAGAUGGAGGCAAAAGUUAAGGAACUGAUGGACAGGCUGGAAGAUGAAGAGGAGAUGAGCGCUGACCUCACAGCCAAGAGAAGGAAACUGGAAGACGAAACCAGCGAGCUGAAGAAGGACCUUGAUGACCUGGAACUAACUUUGGCCAAGGUGGAAAAGGAGAAACAUGCCACAGAAAAUAAGGUGAAGAAUCUGACUGAGGAGAUGGCUGCAUUGGAUGAGAACAUUGCCAAACUCAGCAAGGAGAAAAAGGCCAUCCAAGAGGCUCAUCAGCAAACGCUCGAUGACCUACAGGCAGAAGAGGAUAAAGUGAACAGUCUUACAAAAAUGAAGAUAAAACUGGAGCAACAAGUGGAUGAACUGGAAGCCGCUCUCGAGCAGGAGAAGAAAAUCAGCGCUGACCUGGAAAGAAACAAAAGGAAAUUGGAAGGGGAUCUGAAGCUGAGCCAAGAUACCAUCAUGGACCUUGAGAAUGAUAAAGUCAAUUCAGAAGAAAAACUUAAAAAAAAGGAUUUUGAAGUUGCCGAAACACAGAGGAGACUUGAGGAUGAACAGAUCUGUAAUGUUCAACUGCAGAAGAAAAUAAAGGAACUUCAGGCUAAUAAUGAAGAACUACAUGAAGAAAUCGAAUCAGAACGGGCAGCAAGGGCCAAGGUAGAGAAACAGCGGGCAGAACUGUCUAGAGAGUUAGAAGAUAUCAGCGAAAGGCUGGAAGAAGCUGGAGGAGUAAGUGCCGUUCAAGUUGAGAUGAAUAAGAAGAGGGAGGCAGAGUUCCACAAACUGCGUCGAGAUCUAGAGGAAGCCACCUUACAGCAUGAAUCUGUCAUGGCCACCCUCAGGAAAAAACAGGCAGACGGCAUGGCCGAACUUGGAGAACACAUCGAAAACCUUCAACGGGUAAAGCAAAAACUUGAGAAAGAGAAGAUAGAGCUCAAGAUGGAAGCAGAUGACCUUGCAGGAAACAUGGAGUCUGUCUCCAAGUCCAAGGCUAAUCUAGAAAAGAUGUGCCGACUCUUGGAGGACCAACUAUACGAAAUGAAGACUCAACAUGAAGAAAACAUCCGGCUUAUCAAUGACCUUACCACUCAAAAUGCUCGUCUGCAGAAUGAACAUGGAGGAUUAUCUCAUUUGGUGGAAGAAAAAAAGGCUUUGAUUUCUCAACUCAGUAGAGGCAAAAUUACCUUUACUCAGCAGAUUGAAGACUUUAGAAGACUCCUUGAAGAAGAAACUAAGGCAAAAAAUGCCCUUGCACAUGCUCUCCACUCUGCUCGUCAUGACUGUGAACUUCUACGUGAACAAUACGACGAGGAACAAGAAGCUAAAGCAGAGCUUCAACGUACAUUGUCCAAAGCCAACAAUGAAGUGGCCACGUGGAGAACUAAGUACGAGACAGAUGCCAUUCAAAGGACCGAGGAACUGGAAGAAGCAAAGAAGAAACUAGCUCAGCGUCUUCAGGAAGCCGAGGAGCACAUAGAAGCCCUUAACUCUAAGUGUUCGUCUCUGGAGAAAACUAAGCAGAGACUACAAAUGGAAGUGGAGGAUGUGAUGAUGGACAUAGAGAGGUCAAACGCUGCGGCUGCUGCUCUGGAUAAGAAACAGAGGAACUUUGAUAAGGUUAUAGGUGAAUGGAAACAGAAGUGUGAAGAACACCAGGCAGACCUGGAGAUAUCCCAAAAAGAAGCAAGGAGUUUGAGCACAGAACUCUUUAAGUUGCAAAAUGCAUAUGAAAUCACCUUGGAUCAACUUGAGACCAUUAAACGAGAGAACAAAAAUCUUCAGCAGGAAAUAUCGGACCUGACAGAUCAGAUUAGUGAAACAGGGAAGAGUGUUAGUGAACUGGAAAAAGCCAAAAAGCAGGUGGAGCAGGAGAAAGCUGACAUACUCUCCGCUUUAGAGGAGGCUGAGGGAAGUCUUGAGCAUGAAGGAGCAAAGGUGCUUCGUAUCCAACUGGAGCUAAGCCAGGUGAAGUCUGAGGUGGACAGGAAAGUGGCUGAGAAAGAUGAAGAGAUUGACCAGCUUAAACGCAGCAGUCAGAGGACAAUAGAUGCCUUGAAUGUAACUCUUGAGUCUGAAAUAAGGAGCAGGAAUGAUGCUCUGAGGGCUAAGAAGAAAAUGGAAGGAGACUUGAAUGAAAUGGAGAUACAGCUAGGUCAUACCAACCGGGUGGUAGCAGAGAGCCAAAAACAGCUUAAGGACCUUCAGGCUCAGCUCAAGGAAGCCCAAAUACAGCUAGAUGAUUUGGCUUGUGCAAAUGAUGACCUAAGAGAGCACUUGGGUGUGGUAGAUCGAAGGAAUCUCUUGCAGCAGACAGAAAUUGAAGAGCUACGAAAGGCCCUAGAGCAGACUGAGAGAGUCCGAAAAGUGGCUGAGCAAGAACUCCUUGAUGCUACGGAGAGGGUCCAGCUUCUACACACUCAAAACACCAGUCUGAUCAAUGCCAAGAAAAAGCUGGAAAGUGAUGCAGCUCAGCUCCAGUCUGAAGUUGAAGAUGCUAUCCAGGAGCUAAGAAAUGCAGAAGAAAAAGCUAAGAAGGCGAUCAUGGAUGCGGCCAUGAUGGCCGAAGAGCUAAAGAAAGAACAGGACACCAGCGCCCAUCUAGAAAGGAUGAAAAAGAACAUGGAGCAGUCUGUUAAGGAUCUUCAACAUCGACUGGAUGAGGCUGAACAACUGGCAUUGAAAGGGGGCAAGAAACAACUUCAGAAGCUGGAGGCCAGGGUCCAUGAACUAGAAAAUGAACUGGAAGCAGAACAGAAACAAAGCAACGAGAACAUAAAAACUUACCGCAAAGUGGAGCGGAAACUAAAAGAAGUGGCUUAUCAGUCAGAAGAAGACAAGAAGAACGUCCUGAGACUUCAAGACCUGGUAGAUAAGCUACAAGCAAAGGUCAAGUCCUACAAGAGGCAGAGUGAGGAAUCGGAGGAACAAACCAACGUUCACCUCUCAAAACUGAGGAAACUGCAGCACGAGCUGGAUGAGGCCGAGGAGCGAGCGGACAACGCCGAAUUCCAGCUCAACAAGCUACGAGCCAAAAGCCGUGACUUUCCUGGCAAGGUGAAGGAUGGCGACGUGUGAACGGGGACCACGGUGUGCCGCAUGUGGAGGCUCCUGUCCUGGGUUAUAACGUUAUUCUUG